AACCGCUCAAACUCUCUCGCAUUACACAGUUCACUCGCUCCGGUGAAGCUUAUCUGAGAGAGGUUGAUUUGCGACUAUAGAAGUUGAUGAGCGAGAGAAUUAGGAUCUAUUCUUGAUCCAAUCGUAGGUCAUUGAUUGUUUCGCGAGAUCUACCAGAUCUGGUUCAGGAGCGAAGCGGAUUGACUCAGUUCAAAUUUGGAAACCAACGACUGUGGUGGAGUUUGAAUCCAUCUCAUUCUCGGUCGUGUUCGUUUUUUCUCUGAUUGGAAAUGGCGAUUUCAAGCCCUGUUACACCUGGGCUAAUGUCGGUGGUGCUCGGGAUCGUGCCGGUGAUCGCGGCUUGGCUAUACUCCGAGUAUCUGCACUAUACAAAACAUUCGGUCUCCGCCAAAGCUAGGCACUCUGACGUCAGCUUGGUGGAAAUAGCGAAAGAUUUUGUCAAAGAAGAUGACAAAGCCCUUUUAAUAGAAGAUGGAGAUGGUCUUCAAUCAGCUUCUCCCAGAGCCAAGGGCUUGUCCACACAUUCUCCUCUCAUCAGGUUUGCUCUUUUGGAUGAGUCGUUCUUGGUUGAGAAUAGGCUGACGUUGAGAGCAAUAAUUGAGUUCGCAUUACUUAUGGGAUACUUUUAUGUCUGUGACCGCACGGAUGUCUUCAAUUCAUCGAAGAAGAGUUACAAUCGGGAUCUCUUUCUGUUCCUUUACUUCCUUCUCAUCAUCGUUUCAGCAAUAACUUCUUUCACGAUACAUAAUGAUAAGUCUGCAUUCAACGGAAAGGCCAUCAUGUACUUGAAUAGGCAUCAAACCGAGGAGUGGAAAGGCUGGAUGCAGGUCCUCUUUUUGAUGUACCACUACUUUGCUGCUGCAGAGUACUACAAUGCGAUACGUGUUUUCAUUGCUUGCUAUGUAUGGAUGACUGGAUUUGGGAACUUUUCUUAUUAUUACAUUCGCAAGGACUUUAGCCUUGCAAGGUUUGCACAGAUGAUGUGGCGGCUAAAUUUCCUGGUCAUAUUCUCCUGCAUUGUCCUCAACAACAGUUACAUGCUAUAUUACAUCUGCCCAAUGCACACUCUGUUUACUCUGAUGGUCUACGGAGCACUUGGUAUCAUGAAUAAGUAUAAUGAGAUGGGUUCCGUCAUGGCCGCCAAAUUUGUUGCUUCCUUCUUUGUGGUUAUCAUCGUUUGGGAAAUUCCCGGUGUUUUUGAAUGGAUUUGGAGUCCAUUUACGCUCCUAAUGGGUUACAACGAUCCCGCAAAGCCACAGCUUCCCCUUUUGCAUGAGUGGCAUUUCCGCUCGGGCCUUGAUCGGUACAUAUGGAUAAUCGGGAUGCUAUAUGCAUACUACCACCCAACUGUUGAAAGUUGGAUGGAUAAACUGGAGGAAGCUGAGAUGAAGUUCAGGAUGGCUAUCAAAACAACUGUGGCACUUAUAGCUCUAACGGUGGGAUAUCUUUGGUACGAGUACAUAUACAAGCUGGACAAGCUAACAUACAACAAAUAUCAUCCUUACACAUCUUGGAUUCCAAUAACUGUUUAUAUAUGUCUCCGGAACAUCACCCAGUCUUUCCGCGGCUAUAGUUUGACACUUCUGGCGUGGCUUGGGAAGAUAACCUUGGAGACGUAUAUCUCACAGUUUCAUAUAUGGCUCAGAUCUGGCGUUCCUGAUGGCCAACCAAAAUUACUACUAUCUCUUAUCCCGGAUUACCCGUUGUUGAACUUCAUGCUCACAACUUCGAUUUACGUCGCUAUCUCUUAUAGGCUUUUCGAGCUUACCAACACUUUGAAAACAGCCUUCAUACCAACCAAGGACGACAAGCGCCUUGUCUACAACACGAUCUCGGCACUCAUUAUCUGCACUUGUCUCUACUUCUUCUCAUUUGUUCUGAUCAAAAUACCCCAAAAACUGGUGUGAAGCACGUCUGAACCGGACCAGAGUGGAUAUUAAUUGAUAUAUCAAUUUGCAGAGGAGUUAAAUGAAGUACGCGAAGAUAUGGUGGAUAUACGAAGAUAGAGAUCAGAGGUAAGAUGGAUACAAAUGUUGCUAUAAUGCCAUAUGUCUGUAUAUCCCUUUUAUUUAUGAACAAGGUCAAGGUGUUCUUUCUUAGUUUAUAUAAGUUUUGUUUAUGAUGAUGUUAGGUUUUGUGUUUUCAUAUAUAUGUGUAUAUUUGCCAAUUCUCCAAAAUCAGUUGAUAAUAAAAAUAAAAAAAUGGCAUCAUCUAUUGCCAAAUUUCC
Messenger RNA from Eutrema salsugineum, 2227 nucleotides. RefSeq names its product protein REDUCED WALL ACETYLATION 2. The coding region runs from base 270 to 1907 and encodes 545 amino acids. The record is from RefSeq and is a predicted model, not a curated record. The transcript has 16 exons. Gene Ontology annotation, biological process: xyloglucan metabolic process; xylan biosynthetic process; plant-type secondary cell wall biogenesis. Lineage: Eukaryota; Viridiplantae; Streptophyta; Magnoliopsida; Brassicales; Brassicaceae. Gene Ontology annotation, molecular function: acetyltransferase activity. Gene Ontology annotation, cellular component: Golgi apparatus.